AUAGGUUCACUACACAAAUAUCACCAGCUAAUUCUCUGUUUUUCUCUUGGUCUUCUUCUCUUUUUUUUGUUCUUUCUUUCCAAUACUUACCCAAUUUAAACACUUGAAUUGACUAGUUUAAAAAUGGUACUUGUAUUUUUCAUUGUAAUUUUAAGCCAUCUAGCAGGGAUGUCACAUGGACAACUAAAAGUUGGUUUUUAUGGCAAAACAUGCCCUAAUGCUGAGACCAUUGUUAGCACUGUUGUCCGUCAAGUUGCUGCCUCCGAUCAAAACAUUGCUCCUGUUUUGCUUAGGCUUCAUUUUCAUGAUUGUUUUGUUCAGGGGUGUGAUGGAUCAAUUUUGAUAGAAAAUGGGGCAAUUGGAGAAAGACAUGCAUUUGGACAUCAAGGGGUUUCAGGAUUUGAAGUAAUUGAAAGAGCCAAAGAAGAAAUAGAAAGAGUGUGCCCUGGCAUUGUGUCUUGUGCUGAUAUUGUUGCUUUGGCUGCUAGGGAUGCUGUUGUUUUGGCAAAUGGACCUUCAUAUGAGGUGGAAACAGGAAGAAGAGAUGGAAUGAUAUCAAAUUUGUCAUUAGCAGAUAACAUGCCGGAUGUUAGCGAUUCCAUUCAGAUACUCAAAGCUAAAUUCUCCCAAAAAGGCCUUUCCGACAAAGACCUCGUUGUGCUCAGUGCUGCACAUACAAUUGGUACCACGGCAUGUUUCUUCAUGACACAAAGGUUAUACGACUUUUCCCCUGGAGGAGGUUCUGAUCCGUCCAUAGAUCCCAGUUUCCUCCCUGAAUUAAUGACCACCUGCCCACGGAACGGGGACGUUAACGUUCGAUUACCGAUAGAUCGGGGCAGCAGCGGGGAAUUUGACAAGAAUAUUUUGCAGAAUGUUAGGAAUGGCUUCGCGGUGUUACAAUCUGAUGCUAGUUUAUACGAAGAUGUGGAGACAAGGAGCAUUGUGGAUUCCUACUUUGGGAUUCUUGGCCCAAUUUUUGGGAUAUCUUUUGAGGAUGAUUUUGCUAAUGCUAUGGUGAAAAUGGGCAGAAUUGAUGUCCUAACUGGAUUACAAGGGAAAAUUAGACGUGUAUGUUCCAGGUUUUAAUUGAAAUAUUUAUUGUAAUUACUCCUUCAGUCUUUGCUUAAAGCAUUAUGUAAAUUUAGAAGAACUAAAGUUAAUAAGAAUAAUAUAGUAUAAUAUCAGUUUUCACAGUA
This is a messenger RNA of Solanum dulcamara, 1196 nucleotides long. RefSeq names its product peroxidase 43. NCBI's taxonomy places the organism in Eukaryota, Viridiplantae, Streptophyta, Magnoliopsida, Solanales, Solanaceae. Gene Ontology annotation, molecular function: peroxidase activity; heme binding. The record is from RefSeq and is a predicted model, not a curated record. The transcript has 4 exons. Bases 124 to 1086 code for a protein of 320 amino acids. Gene Ontology annotation, cellular component: plasmodesma; plant-type cell wall. Gene Ontology annotation, biological process: hydrogen peroxide catabolic process; response to oxidative stress.